CAAUCAGCAAUAAUAUUGUAAAAUCAUCUGGUAUCACUCUCCUACUUUUCGUCGUCUUGCUAGACUGAAAGGUAAAUAUUUACAAGUAUAUCCAGCGAUCAAAACAGACACGUUCUCAUUACGUACUAAACACUAGAGAGAAAGCACCUUUCACACACGUUCGAAAUGAAGACAGCAUUCAUGGGCGUGCCAGCCGUACUCUCUUUCGUUGCCUUCGCUCUGCUAGUGGUUGCCGCAUGUACCCGUGUAUGGAUCAGUUCAGACGAUGGUCUAGCUCCCGGUACUAUCAACGCCAUCAGUGCAAGCCCAGGCACCUACCCCUCACACUUUGGUCUGUGGUCUGGAUGUAUGGCGUACGCGACCAAUGGUGAACAAGCUGGCUGUGGCUACAUCACCGGGGGAUGCAACCAAAACCUGUGCCUGCAGAUCAACAGUGCGGUCUUGUGUGCCACCUCUCGAUACGGCGCAAUUGAUUCGUGUGGUGCAUACAUCUCCGCGCGAGUCUUCGUGAUCCUGGCGCUAUUUACGCAGCUGCUAGCUAUGGCUCUGCUCGUCACUGGUGUCAAGUAUGCUGCCCUGAAUUCCGCUUCAGUCGCGGCUCUGUGGACGUCGGUGCUGUUCAUGUCCGUUACGGUCGGCUGCUUUAUCGCAGGCGUGUACAAGGGUACGGGUAUGGGGUUGGCCGGGAACUACAGUGUGGAGGAGAACUACUCAAUCGACUGGGGCUUCAUACUGUUCGGUACAUCGUACGGUCUGACGUUUGUUGUGGCGUGCAUGACCACCGGUUUGUUGGCCAUGGGGUCUAGUAAGAACCACGCGUAGGCCCUAAGUGUAUCCGGAGGUGUGCAAAUUAUCGGUGCGUUUCGGCCCUGUGCGGUGAAUCCAGGACAGUGCGACGAGCAAUCCUCAAUAAAAAUAUUAGGCGUGUGUAGUAUAGACUAUAGCUCAGAAAGCACGAGUGUAGUAUAAUAAACUAGCUUAGGAAGCAUAC
Molecule: messenger RNA, 991 nt
Organism: Sphaeroforma arctica JP610
Lineage: Eukaryota; Ichthyosporea; Ichthyophonida
Exons: 4
Coding region: 166-822 (218 amino acids)
Source: RefSeq, a predicted model, not a curated record